This is a messenger RNA of Serinus canaria (Common canary), 2917 nucleotides long. It is a transcript of the gene MTFR1, whose product is annotated as mitochondrial fission regulator 1. Gene Ontology annotation, cellular component: mitochondrion. The record is from RefSeq and is a predicted model, not a curated record. Gene Ontology annotation, biological process: aerobic respiration; mitochondrial fission. Lineage: Eukaryota; Metazoa; Chordata; Aves; Passeriformes; Fringillidae. The transcript has 8 exons. Bases 299 to 1318 code for a protein of 339 amino acids.
GGGCAGCGCCUUCCUCCCUCCCUCCCGGCACCCCCUUCCUUCCCCCUGGGCAGCCCCUCUUGUCGCGGCCGAUCCCGGGCGAGGGGCGGUGCGGAGGGGAAGCUUGCCUGGAAACCACGUACAGGCCGCUCGGGGCGGCCUCGCUGUCCCCGGUCAGGGCAGGUGCCGGCAGGACCGUGGAAGCGCCUCGGGGUGCUGGGCCGAAGCUUUUGUUCGUGCAGAACUACUAUGGAACCUUGGCAGCCUUGUAGGUUUGGAAGGCUUAAAUCCAAGUUCGGAAAGGCCUUUUCCAGUCCUGAUGAUUUGCUGGCUGAAGCGCUUAAUUAGGAUGGCUUUGGAACAAAUUGGAUUGAACAUGGAAUCAGUGCUUUGGUCAAGCAAGCCUUAUGGUUCAUCUCGAAGUAUUGUAAGAAAAAUUGGUACUAACCUCUCUCUUAUACAGUGUCCAAGAGUUCACUUUCAGCUUAUUUCUCAUGUCGCGGAAGGAAACACUCUUGCUCACCUCAGAGAAGAUGCAGUGGCCUCCUUUGCUGAUGUGGGAUGGAUUGCUGAAGAAGAAGGUGAAGUCUCUACAAGGCUCAGGUCAGAAGUUUGGUUAAAAACAACGCAGCCUGUUCCAGGCGAAGCACAUCAUUCCAGGAAGCCCCUACACAGACAAACGUCCUUGCAAAGCCCAUCAGGAGAGGAGCCAGUGCCCAGGAUUGCAGUGAUGGCAAACGAAGAAGCAAUGCAGAAGAUCAGUGCUCUAGAAAAUGAACUGGCCUCUUUAAGAGCACAGAUAGCCAAAAUUGUAACCUUGCAAGAACAGCAGAACUUGACAACAGUUGGGUCUAGUCCACUUGCUUCAGCUGCUGUCGCUGGUCUUCCACCUCCAUCACUGCCACCACCACCUCCUCCUCCUCUGCCUCCACCCCCUCCCUCAGGUCUGGGUCAGAGUAAGUCUGCAAUUGAUCUCAUUAAAGAGAGGAAAAACCAAAAAAUGAGCACUGGCCAGGAUGUGGUGGAAAAUGGGCCAAAGAAGCCUGAAGUACCAAACAUGCUAGAAAUCCUCAAAGAUAUUAACAGUGUGAAACUGCGCUCGGUGAAAAGAUCCUUAGAAGGUACAAAACCUAAAGUGUCUCAGCCUGCAGAUCCGGCAGCAUUAAUAGCAGAAGCUCUCAAAAAGAAAUUUGCAUAUCGAUACCAAAAUGAUAGCCAAGGUGAAACAGAAAAAGUGAUUCCAAAGGCUGAAACAAAGACACAGACUGAGGUAGUGCUGUUUGGACCACACAUGCUGAAGUCUACAGGAAAGAUGAAGACUUUAAUUGAAAAAUCUUAGUGUUAAAGAUUAUUCUGCAAAGGACUGUUAAGCUGCUUUGUAUAAAGUAUUUUAUGUUGCGAAUAGCACUAGUACUGAGAGGUCUCUUUUCUUACAGCACAGAAAGAUCUAAUGUGAAAUGCAGAAACGAGGCACUAAAAAUGUUUGUAUGUAGGUGAUUUAUCAAGGGGAAUAAAUUGGACCAUUAUACUCAGGUAUUAAUUUUGUAUUCAAGCUUGGCUUUCCACUCAGAUUCAUGUGAUAGAUUUAGUUCAUUAACACUAAGUUAUAUAUACAACAUUUCUUGUGCAUAACUGACCAGCAUAAAAAUUUGUGUACAUGUUAUUAAUGAUGGUGAUACACCCUUAAGUUAAUACCAGUUUUAUGGGACCUCUACCUAUAAUUUGCACUACAGUGUGUAAUUUUAUACUGAAAUCUUCAUGUUGAAGUCUUUCUUUUAAACCUAACUGUAGCAAAUUUUUAGCCUAAAGAAAACCUGAAGGCACUCUGCUUCUUACUGACACAAAGUGAAAACUUGAACCUGCUGCAGAGGUCCUAAAUUAAAAAAAAAUCCCUAAAUUAUACAUAGUAGUACAUUUUUGUGCAGGGUUUUUUGUUUGUUUCACCUGAGCUUGCAAGGGUAAGGGAGUAAAACCUGGUUGCAUCAUACUGUGGCCAUUAUAAAGAGUAAAAUCAUGCUGUGGGAGCCUCUGUCAGAAGUUAGUCAAGGGAAUUUGAAAUAGUCAGUAAAUAGCAGAAGAUUAAAAUAACAAAGAGUACGUGUUAGUUGGCAUAAAGUGCUGUAGGUAAGAAAACAAAGGUACAAAGUGCUGUGGUGUGCAAGUUGCCAAAAGCAGCUCAUCUCUGCUGCUCUAGGAGAUGCUCAUGGGCACCUUCUCCCCAGCUUGGCUCCCUGGGUACAUUUCUGGCAGAUGGGGCUUGCACAAGCCCUCGUAGCCCCAUUUGCAGGGAAGAGAUGGGAUAAGCUGUUGCCCAUUACCAUUUUCCAGGGGAAGCCCUUCUGAUGCAGCAGCUGUUUUCCUGCCACACCUGUACCAACCACCUGAGCUCAUGUUCUCCACAGGUGUAGAAAGGCUCAAGCUGAAAGUACAAGUCAGGGUGAAAAAAGCUGUUGAGGUACACAUUGAAACAAAGCCAUGGUUUGCUCUGACCAUCCAUGAGCAUUUAAAAGCUGAGCUUGGGUAUUUUUGGUGCUCUAAGCUGAUCCCGGCUACUGGGACAAGUACAACUGCCUCUGGGAGCUUCUGUUUCCUAGGAAAAGACAAAAGCAGCACUUUUUAAUAAAGACAGCUUGAAUGGCUCUGACAAGGUUACUGAAGAUGGAGAAACUUUGCUGCUUAUAACUGGAAUGUAGGUUGUACACAGAGGAGCUUUGUUUUCUGGUAUGGAACUCGAAGUGGUGUUAAUACGUACACAAUGUUACUUUCUUCCAAAGUGCUCUGCCAUCAGUCCUACUGAUUGGUCAUUCAAUCCCUCAGUUCUUUUAAGUGCCUUUAAAACACCUUUGUGAAAGUUAACUUUGGUUUUAAGUUUUGUAUUUUAUGCUCUAUUGCCACUAUAUAAAAUUAAAAGCAGAUAAAAUAAAGAUGGUAUAUUUGA